CUGGGUGGGAGGCUGUGAGGGAGAAAGGCUGCGAGGGCGGGAGCCGAGCGUGUGAGUGCGCGUGUGGAGAAAGUGCCCCGGGGGCUGUGUCGGGGAGGACGGCAGUUGUCCUGGGGCUCGGUGAACCGGGCUAUUGGCCGGGCGGCCUGGCCCUGGCUGCCUGCGCGCGGCCGAGCUGGCGGCAGAGAUGCCGGGUCGCUGUGUGGGGCCCAGCAGGUCCGGGCGGGCGGCUCGGCGGCCGUGGGGGAAGAGAAGGGUUGCAGGGACGUCUCGAGGAUGUGGAGCCCGGCGCCAGGCGAGGUCCUCGGUGGGCGAGACGCGCUGUGUGGGUGCAGAGAGGUUGCAGGACCGUCGGCGGCCUAGGGGAAGGAGACGAGCUGUGCAGACAGCCGGCCCCGCGCGCGCGGACGAGGCUGCGGGGACGCCUGGGGUCGUGGGCUCGAGCGAGGCUGCAAGCGACCCAGGGGCUGUGUGGGUGAACGGAGCUGUGAGGCAGCCCGAGGUGGUGGGGCCGGCUGGGUCCGUGUGGGUGACCAGGUCUGGGGAGGACGAGUCGGACGACAGAAGUCCCCGGGUGUGCGAGAGGAAAGGUCGUCCGGGCUCGGUGAGGCACGAGAGCAUCCUGGAGCUGUGGCUGAAGGUGCAGGCCAUGAGGGCAGCUUCAGGAUGCGGGCAAGGAAGCCGGGUGGAGCUGCAUCCCAUGCCUGCAGGAGAGGGGCCGGUGGAGAGGGGUGUCCCUGGCCGGUCGUCCUGGGUGGAGACGAGCCGCUGCGGGCUCACGGGGCCCUGGGUGAAAGGCCAGGCCAGGGCCUUCCCGCGGGCCGCCGUGCCGUCCACGGCUGGCCGGUUAGGAGCAGGUGGCCAGAGAGCCUCCUGCGUCUGUGGGCAGGGCCAAGCCGGGACAGUGCCUCCUUUGUGGGUGCUGCUGGGGCUACAGAGACGCGUUCUGGGGUUGCCCCACACCUGUUGGAGAGGGGACAAGCUGCGGGCGUGCCUAAGGCUGGGGGUGGCCCAGGCCCCUGGGGAAAAGGGCAGCCCGAGGGAGUGCCUGAGGCUGCGGUGUGGGAGAGAGGCUGUGGGGGGACUCCGGGUCUGUGGGGGAGGGGGCCGCUAGGGCAGGUUCCUGGGGCCCUGGCCCAAGAGGCCACCUGUGGGGAUACUCCAGGUUUGUGGGGAAGGGGACAGGCCAUGGGGGUGCCUGAUACCGUGGGGGUCCCCAGAGUUGGGGAAGAGGAAGCAGCC
Messenger RNA from Oryctolagus cuniculus (rabbit), 1242 nucleotides. RefSeq lists its product as uncharacterized. The record is from RefSeq and is a predicted model, not a curated record. NCBI's taxonomy places the organism in Eukaryota, Metazoa, Chordata, Mammalia, Lagomorpha, Leporidae.